Molecule: messenger RNA, 1139 nt
Organism: Puntigrus tetrazona (Sumatra barb)
Lineage: Eukaryota; Metazoa; Chordata; Actinopteri; Cypriniformes; Cyprinidae
Product: bcl-2-like protein 15
Exons: 4
Coding region: 61-528 (155 amino acids)
Biological process (GO): regulation of apoptotic process
Source: RefSeq, a predicted model, not a curated record
GCCACCCAGCGGAAUUACAUUUCAUACGAAACCGAAUGAAUCGUAAUACCGGCGAGCGCGAUGGCGGCAGCUGGACUUCAGAAACAAACGUGGGACGUCAUACACUGCCUCUUACAAGAUGAGCUCAGUUUUGACAUGGUGGAGGCUGACGGCCCUGAAGAUGAGAACUCAUUUGACCCUGUAAAAAUAGCCUCAAAGCUCAGGGAACUGGGAGACGAUUAUGAUGAGAAAGUGAUCCAGCCAUUAAUGAAAAAUGUACAGAAAGCUGCAGCCGAUCAGGUGGUGACUGCCUUCAGCGACGGUGUGGACAGCUUGUGUAAUAUGUGGGUCGUGGAAAGAGCUGAAGUGGCCUCAGAGAAGCAGCUUCUCAAGGCCGCCAUCACACUGGGACUCUUCAUGAAGAGAAACUGCCCUGACAUGACGAAUGUGGUUGAGGACGCUAUGACGGGAUUCGUCAACAACCGUCUAACAAACUGGAUUGCAGAGCAAGGAGGCUGGCUCUCUGUCUCUAAGAACAGCAUGUCUUGAGAUUGGAGCUUACCGUCUCGUUCUCAGAGACCUUCAAUCAUUCUGCAGUUUUGAUUCGUAACGCAGAAUGAAUUUUAAAUGUCAAUCAGAUGUCAAGGUGCUCUUUUCAAUCACAACCAGCAAAUGUUUACAUUUUUAUUCUAAUACAGAUAUUUGCGUUUAAACUAAAGCAGGAGCUCUCAGCCAACAGUGCUUUUUUUUUUUUUUUUUUUUUUUUUUUUUAAAUGAUUCACAAAACUUAUUUUAUAAAUGUGUUGGUCUGAUAGGCACAUGGAUGUUGUAGUAAACGUUAGUGAAAUGCUAAGACUUUUCUAUCACUAUCAGAUCAACAUCAAUAAACAUCAAGUCCACAUGUUGAGACAUUUUUUUUUGUGGUUUAUGGUUUUAUUACAACCUAGCAACAAAAAGGAAUUAACAUCAUUGCUCACUAAUAAUGACUGGGCCACUUUAAAAUUAAUUAAACGCAAGCGUGCUUAUGUUUUACUAAAAAAUGAUUUGAUAUGCCUCACUUUUAGUAACGAGCUCUUUAUUUGUUGGGAAAAUACAGUGUUUGCAUUGUUUGGGCCAAAUAAAACCAUUGCUUCUGAAGGCUUUAUUAUCAGGAAACAAAA